CCCCGCUCGAAUUCAAAAACAAAGUUAAGAAGCCGAAGCGCCAGGCAGUUCUAUUGCUGAAGACACAGAAGUGUAGUACCUCAUUUACCUUCAAACAUUUUCUCCCGAGCAUUGGGUAAGAGAUGAGAGAAAUGGAAUUUAGCGAGGAAGACAAGCAAUUGAUGCAAAAAAUGGCCAAAAUCCUCGACGAAGUCAAGGCCUCAAACGCCACACACAUCAGAAAGCUUAAAGAGAUCUCAAUUCUCCGUUCGAAAUCUCCGUCUCCUCUCCAAUUCGGAGCUCUCUUCUUCAAAACCCUAGCCCCUCUUUUCCAGAUCCAGCGUCGCACCGCCUCUGCAGAGCGCAUUGUGCGCUUCGUUUCUGUCUUCGGCAGCGCUCCUGACUCCAGCAACUCCUCUGCUAGCGAUGAGUUUCUAGGAGAGUUUUUGAAGUUUCUAAUUGUUGCUGCCAUGUCUUCUAACAAGACUGCCAGAUUUAGAGCUUGUCAGAUUAUCUCUGAGAUCAUAAUGCGGUUGCCAGAUGAUGCAGAAGUAAGCGAUGAUCUUUGGGAUGAGAUAAUAGAGUGCAUGAAAGUACGGAUGGGCGACAAGGUUCCUGUUAUUCGUACUUUUGCAGUUAGAGCACUUUCCCGAUUUGCAAGUGAUACAGAGAACAGCGACAUUCUCGAUUUAUUUCUUGGCGCUCUUCCGUUGGAGCAGAAUGCAGAGGUUCGGAAGACAAUUGUAUUAGCUUUGCCACCUUCAAAUGCAACUUCACUAGCUAUUGUCAACUGCACUCUGGAUGUGAGCGAGUCAGUUCGCAGAGCUGCAUACUGUGUUCUAGCUAAUAAAUUUCCUCUUCAAAGUCUCAGUAUAAAGCUCAGAACAGUUAUUCUUCAGAGAGGCCUGGCAGAUCGUUCUGUAGCUGUUUCAAAAGAAUGUUUAAAGUUGAUGAGAGAUGAGUGGCUUUCCAAGUGCUGCAACGAUGACCCUGUUCAACUUCUCAAGUACCUGGAUGUUGAAACUUAUGAAUCUGUUGGGGAAACUGUGAUGAUUGCGCUGUUACAAAACGGAUUAGUGAAGUUACAUGAUGGUCAAAGUAUUCGGGAUUAUAUAUCAUUGACAAGUAGUGAAAUUGAAGGGGAAUCACCAGAUUGCCAUAGAGGCAUUCAUCUAAUGGAGCCAGAAUUUGCUCUUUAUUGGAAGACCGUGUGCAAGCACCUGCAGACAGAAGCACAAGAAAAAGGCUCUAAUGCUGCCACUACAAUGGGCACCGAAGCUGCAGUAUAUGCAGCUGAAGCUUCAGAUAACAAUGACCUUCUAGAAAGGAUACUCCCUGCAACAGUUUCUGAUUACAUAGUUUUGGUCAAAGCUCAUAUAGAUGCAGGAGCAAAUUAUCAUUUUGUAUCUCGGCAGUUACUAUUGCUUGGUGCAAUGCUUGAUUAUUCUGAUUCUACGAGCAGGAAAGUUGCUAGUUCAUUUGUGCAGGAAUUAUUGCACAAGCCACUUCAGCAUGAAGUGGAUGAUGAAGGAAACCAGGUUGUUAUAGGAGAUGGUGUAAACCUUGGUGGUGACAAAGACUGGGCUGAUGCAGUGUCUAGUUUAGCUAGAAAAGUCCAUGCUGCUACUGGUGAAUUUGAAGAAGUAGUUGUUCAGGUUAUUGAAGAGCUGGCUCAGCCUUGCAGGGAGAGAACAGCAGACUUCAUGCAGUGGAUGCAUUGCUUAGCUGUUACUGGUCUCCUCCUGGAAAACUCAAAGUCAUUGCAAGGUCUUCAAGGGAGAGCUAUUGAACCUUCUGAACUGCUGCAGUCUUUACUGCUUCCUGGGGCAAAACAUGGUCACUUGGAUGUGCAGAGGGUUGCCAUCAGGUGUCUUGGACUGUUCGGCUUGUUAGAGAGAAAGCCAAGUAAAGAAUUAGUGAUGCAGUUGACGAUUUCUUUUGCUAGUGAUCUUCCUCCAAUUAGCAUAAUGGCAUGUAAGGCAUUAAUUGAUGUUGCCAUGUGGCAUGGCCCCCAGGAAGUUGACAAGGCACUUGGGCAAGAGCAUGUAUCUCAAUUUGAAGAUAGCAAGAAUGCAUUCAAUCCUGAGAAAAUCUCUGAUGCUGAUUCUAAUGUUGAAUUGCUUGAUCUGUUAUAUGCUGGUCUUGACAGAAAUGAUUGGGCCAAAUCUGUACAACAUGAUGAAAAUGAGACAGUGCAGGCCAUUCUUUGUGAGGGUUUUGCUAAGAUUCUUCUUCUCAGUGAGAAGUAUUCAAGCCUACCAACUUCUUUACACUCUCGGAUCUUAGCCAAGCUCAUUAUUUUGUAUUUCAGCAAUGAAACAAAAGACCUGCAGAGGUUGAAACAGUGUUUGUCUGUGUUCUUUGAGCAUUAUCCUUCGCUCUCAGUUAAUCAUAAGAAAUGUUUGUCCAAGGCUUUUGUUCCAGUCAUGCGGUCAUUGUGGCCAGGCAUCUAUGGCAAUGCAGGAGGUGCUGCCACUGUGGUCUCUAAUAUGCGUAAGCGGGCAGUCCAAGCAUCACGGUUUAUGCUGCAAAUGAUGCAGGCCCCCUUGUUUGCUAAACAAACUAAAAUUGAGGAUGAAAAUGGCAGUACAGAAUUACCAGAAACUAUAGACAGCACUUUGCAACCUUCAUUUGAAUGUGGAGAGGAGGGUCUUGCAAUUUGCAUAGCUGCUGAGGUGGCAAGCUUCGCAAUUAAGAAGACAGCUGCUGAGAGAGCAUAUGUCUCGGCGCUAAGCAGGAUACUCAUCUUGCUUCAUUUUCGGGUAUCAGAACAAUUAGUAAUUAAAUUAAUGAGGAGGCUUUUGAAUCACGUGGCUGAAUCUGUAUCAGCAGAUAAAGAUUUGGUAAAGGAGUUGAAGCAGAUGGCUGAACACCUCAAGUCAUUAGAUAAACUACCAGAUGAGGAAUUGUUACCAGAUCAAGCUAAUCACAUUUUGGGGAUGUUGGAACUAGACUUUAACUUGGAUGUUGAUAGCUCCUAUGCUUUCCCACAAACACCAGCUCCACCACGAUCAUCUGCUUUCCCACAAACACCAGCUCCACCACGAUCAUCUAAACCAACCCGCACCAGAAGACGAGCAAGACGUGAAGAACAGACCUCUUCUGAUGAAGAAACUUCGUCCCCUAUUAUUGUUCAGACCGUUCAUGGCACUACAGGUCGGUCACAGAGGGCAAGCAAGACUGCGGCUCUAAGCAAGAUAACUAGCAGCAGAGUUGUUAGAAGAGAUAAAUAUAAUGAAGAAGAAGAAGAAGAAGAAGAAGAAAGUUCAGAGGUAACAUCAGAGGAGGAUUCUGAUGACUCUGACCAGUACACUGAAUGACCGAAAUUUACAAAUUUCUCUGCAGAUGUUGUGCUUUCUCAGGCACUAAAGUUUGUUGUUGUAAGCCUGCCUCCCUGUUAACCUUGAUGUUUUUAUCCCGUUUAAUUUCUGGGGUGGGGUUGGCAUGCUACUCGUGUGAUCAGCCCCAAAAUACUAUUGUAAUUGAGUAAAACUUCACCCAAAUGUCAAGAAAUUCACAAUUCUGUACCACAGCUUGUGCCAAGUCAACGAGUUCUUUGUUAUUACUCUGCUCCUAAUUGCGAAAUGGUUGUUCUUGCUAGUGAUGUGAAGUUUUAUCAUUAUUUAGAUCUCUGAAUGAGGGUUAAGGCU
Manihot esculenta (cassava) is the source of this 3629-nucleotide messenger RNA. RefSeq names its product condensin complex subunit 3. NCBI's taxonomy places the organism in Eukaryota, Viridiplantae, Streptophyta, Magnoliopsida, Malpighiales, Euphorbiaceae. Gene Ontology annotation, cellular component: condensin complex; condensed chromosome. The record is from RefSeq and is a predicted model, not a curated record. The transcript is spliced from 12 exons. Gene Ontology annotation, biological process: mitotic chromosome condensation. The coding region runs from base 123 to 3299 and encodes 1058 amino acids.